Molecule: messenger RNA, 1291 nt
Organism: Linum trigynum
Lineage: Eukaryota; Viridiplantae; Streptophyta; Magnoliopsida; Malpighiales; Linaceae
Source: the annotation of a GenBank genome assembly
UAGGCCAAAACUGCAUCUUGGCCAUGCGGUUUCAGGUCUGACCUACAUAAACCGCAUGGCCGAGGAGCGGUUUUGGCCUAACCUAGCAAAACCGCACUUUGGAGAUGCGGUUUGCUUCUCCAAAACAAAACCGCAUCCCCAAGGUGCGGUUUCGCCACACAAACCGCCCCCCCCCCCCACCCCAGUGCGGUUUGUGUGUCAAUUAUUUUCCGACACCCGACAUAUAGCCAUGCCAAUUACAUAGAAAUAAAAAUAAAUUAAAACAACACUCAAUUAAUAAACUAAGAUAAGAGAAAUCGUUCCAAGUACAUAUAAUUAAAAUUCAACUCAAAAUACAUCUCAAGGAAGUCCACGAGUUUCACCGGAACUGACGAUUUUCUUGCUCCUUGUACGACGGUCGACGGGAGUAACAAUAGGUGGUUCCGGGGGCAAGUUUCGAAUGGCCGAGGUAGUGUGACGCUAGUCGAUGCUGUGUCGGCGGGGAGGCGGUGCUUCCGGGGUCGAGCGGGGGACAUCUGCGCUCAUACGGUGAGGAGUAGGAGGCCACUGCUGAUGAGGGCGAGUCCAUGGGGUGAAUUCGUGGGGCGUCAUCAUGGAGGAAUCAUCAUGCCAAGUACCUGAUGAUGUAGGGGGAUCUUAGGGGUAGACCGGGCGAGAGUCGUAGCAUGUUUGGCGGGGAGAUGGGGGGUAGACCGGGCGGGAAUCGUAUGAUGGUUGGCGGGGAUCGUUGUAUGAGAUCGGGUUGGGAUCAUAUGGGGGUUGAUGGUAGCUCGGAGGGGAUUGAUGGUAGGUCGAGCGGGGAUCGUAGUAUGAGCUUGGGUGGGGAUCGUUGUGGUAGGAGGGGCGGUGCUCUUGGGAUGAACUCGGGCGGGGAUCUUGGGCGAAACUCGGGCGGGGAGCUUGGGAGGAACUCGGGCCGGCACCAUGUGUCACAACCAAUGGGGGUGGCACUUUUCACGCCUGAUAUGGCGUUACGUCGGGCACGUUGGGCUUUUCCCGAACCCUCUUGCUCUUCUUUCUCUCGUAUGGUGGUGGGGGAUCGGGGACAUCAACUUGUACCGGCUGUGGCGGGGGUGCGGGCAUGGGCGGAUAUCUACGAUGAUCCCGACCCUGAGCUCUGAUACAGCCAAGUAGACUGUUUGCCAUCCUCCUGAUGAAGCUCACAUCUUCAUUGCCCAGUUCAACUGUCCCGGCGGCCAUAUCUUUGAUACGCUCGAUCCCAUCAACCUAAAUAACCAAAAAAAAGUUAGAAAUAAAUUUAGGAACCAAGUAAUAAAUUUAAUUGUUCAGA